GGAUUCGUGUAGAGAUUUGAUCAGCAAUUUGCCAGAUGAGAUUCUUGGCAAAAUCCUGUGUUUAGUUCCGACAAAAGUGGCUGCUUCCACAUCUGUUCUGUCCAAGAGGUGGAGGAAUCUGUUGUGUCUUAUAGACAUCCUUUGCUUUGAUGACUCGGUGGUUGUUUACUUGUUUAUCCCACCAAAGUAGAAGAAACAACAGGUGGUUCACAUCGCUUCUUAGAUUUUGUCGAAAAUACUUUUGCUCUGUUAAGCAAAUCUCCCGUCAACAAGAAACUCUCUCUGAGUCGUGUAUAUAAAUAAGGUCGCUAUGGAGAUGACACAAAGUAUUUAUACUCUCGUGUCAACACUUGUUUCACACAUUGGAUUACGACUGCACUGGGACGUGGUUUAUUGGAGCUGCACUUGCAUGCAUGCCGCAUACUUUGCUGGUGUUGAGAUAGAAACAAAGCUGUUAACGAGCAACACACUUGUUAAGCUCACAAUAUCUUGUGAACUCUUCAUUGAAGUUGAGCGUGGCUUGAUCAUCCCAACUCCUGAGCCGCCAGGUUGCUGUAUGGACGUGCAAAGUGCAUCCAUUAAGCGUCUUGUGGUUUAUACUGGUAUAACCAUUCCUACUACCACAGAUAGAUAUGGGUUUUACGGUGUAGUUUGUUUUGAAGCACCAAGUCUUGUCUACCUUGACUAUUCUUGUUAUGUGGCCGAAAAUUAUGAGUUUAUUGAGUUGGAUAUGCUUGUUGAAGCUAGACUGAUAGUCUCAUGUUAUGGGAUUCCAUGA
Molecule: messenger RNA, 778 nt
Organism: Eruca vesicaria subsp. sativa (arugula)
Lineage: Eukaryota; Viridiplantae; Streptophyta; Magnoliopsida; Brassicales; Brassicaceae
Source: the annotation of a GenBank genome assembly